AUGAUAAGAAUAUUUUUUUAUUUUUACGAAUAAAAUAUUAUUAUGACAAUAUCCAAACGAUUGCAUCAUUAAAAAACUAAUACUUUGUAGAUAUGAAGACAUCAGCCAAAUAGGCGACCAAUUAACGGAUGGCCCAGGUGUAGGACUUCUUUACAGCGAAUAUCUAAGACUCGAUAAAAUUCUCUCAGCGCAACGACUUCUUAGUGCAGAAUACAAAAAAGAAGUUCACGAUGAGCACCUUUUUAUCGUAACUCACCAAGCCUACGAGCUUUGGUUCAAGCAAAUAAUCUACGAGCUCGACUCUGUUCGGAGACUGUUCAAUUCAGAAGCCGAAAAUGACAAUUCUUAUGAUAAUAAUAAGAAAUUAUCGGAAUAUUUGCGCUUAGAUGAGACGCAAACAUUAGAAAUCCUCAAAAGGCUGAACCGCAUUGUCCUUAUACUCAAACUUUUAGUGGAUCAAGUGACUAUCCUAGAGACUAUGACACCGCUGGACUUUAUGGAUUUUCGUGAUUACUUAUCACCAGCAUCCGGCUUUCAGUCACUACAAUUUCGCCUGUUGGAAAACAAACUUGGAAUUAAACAGGAGCAUCGAGUUAGAUAUAAUCAGAACUAUACUAAAGUUUUCGGGAAUGAUCCUGAGGCUAUUGAGGCAAUUAAAAAAUCUGAGUGCGAACCAAGUUUGAGCCAGUUGGUUCAAGAGUGGCUUUCACGUACACCUGGACUUGAGGAAAAUGAUUAUAACUUUUGGGGAAAGUAUCAGACCGCUGUCGAGCAGAUGCUUGAUGAACAAGAGAUGAUUGCUCAGAAACAAACUAAAGAGAGUGUACGUACUCAUAUGAAAGCAAGUGUUGCUUCAAGAAAAGCUGUCUUUGAAUCAAUAUUCAACCAGUCUCUCCACAACGCUCUGGUAUCACGAGGCGAAAGACGAUUCAGUUAUCGAGCCCUCCAAGGUGCUGUUAUGAUAACACUUUAUCGUGAUGAACCGCGAUUUAGUCAGCCUCAUCAAAUACUUACAGCUCUAAUGGAUAUCGAUUCGUUAAUUACUAAAUGGAGAUAUAACCACGUGCUUAUGGUUCAAAGAAUGAUUGGAUCUCAGCAAUUAGGAACGGGUGGUUCUUCUGGUUACCACUACCUUAAAUCAACUCUCAGUGACAGAUACAAAGUAUUUCUUGAUCUAUUCAAUCUCUCAACGUUUUUGAUACCGCGAAAUCUAAUUCCGCCGCUAACAAAACAGAUGAAAACAAAGCUCUCGAUAGCCUUGGGCUGUUUGGGACUUGAAGACGAAGUAUCUGAUCAGAACGCUUCCGAAAGUUCUGUUGAAGAAUCUCUCUGA
This is a messenger RNA of Cotesia congregata, 1333 nucleotides long. The record is from the annotation of a GenBank genome assembly. NCBI's taxonomy places the organism in Eukaryota, Metazoa, Arthropoda, Insecta, Hymenoptera, Braconidae.